AUGCCCAAACCAAGGUCCGGCACCAGCACCGCAACGGCCUCUCCCCACAGUGAUGUACCCCUUCACAGUAAAAAACACGGUGAUGUACCCCUUCACAGUAAAAAACAGAAAAAGCCUCCACUCUCUCUGGAGGAGGUCCGCCGUAAUGGAUAUUAUGUACAAAUGUCCGUGGACGAUCUCGUGGCCUACGAGUAUGUGGAUGCCCAUCAACAAUGGCAGUGGGGUCUCGCCACUGUAGCCGCCCUGCCAGGCCCGCGUCUGGUGCAACUUCUCCUCUGGCGCAGCGAUGAUGCCCUUCUCAACAGUGAAAAUAAUAAUUUAUUUUCCCCGGAGGAGGCGAAGGGCCGACUGGCGGCGUUGGAGGAGUCGCGGGCGGCGGUCUCGGCGGAGGCGGCGGUUCUCAACCGCACGUUGGCCGCCCAACGCGCCACGUACGCGGCGAAUCGCCGGGCCGUUGAGGCCGACGCCAUUUACGCGGCCCGCGUUCUCGCAGAGGCCCGACUGCGGCUGCGGGAAAUUGACGCGAGUGACUGGCGGGAGAUCCGGGCGUAUCACAACCCGCCGGCGAUGGUGGUGUUGGUGAUGGAGGCGGUGCUGACACUACUGGGCGUGCGUGUGAUGUCAUGGCCGCAGAUUAAAGGGUAUAUUCGCGGAAAUGAGUUUGUGCACACGGUGGAGCAGUUUGACCCGGCAAAGAUCAGUGAGGCGACGAGGAAUAAGGUGAAGCAGAGGUACUUGUCAAACCCAAAGUUUACAUACGCAGAUGCGAUGAAUGGAAGUCAGGCACUUGGAUAUUUACAACAAUGGGUGGUAGCACAGAUGAGUACGGCUUCGGCAACAGAGAGUUUGACGGAAUAUGAUAUCGCACACUCUAAAGAGCGGGCGGCAAUAAAUGAUAUGGAAAAUCAAAUUGAGGCUUUUGAACAGACAUUACGGGAUUACAGUAAUGAAGAGGGACGUCUGCGUACAAUGCUGGGUGACCCUCCACUGGUAAUAUCAAAUGAUUAUACAAACAGCAAUAGUCAGAGCAUGAAUAAUAAUACUAGUCAUAAUUAUAAUGGUAAUAAUAUCAAUAACAGUAGUAAUUAUAAUAAUGGUAUCCCCUCAGGUCACAUAGACGUUAAUGAUAUACAAGGGGAUAAUAAGAACAAUAACAGCGUUAAUGCUCAUCCAUCCGAAAAUAUAGAACGUGUUCAUGGUACAAAUGCUGUUUGGUCUUUUUCACAACAAACCAUUGUUACCCUGCGUUCUUCUAUUCUUUGCAAUUAUGAUAAACCGGAUAGUAUGGUUCUCCGACUCACACCUGAACAGGUCCAACAAAUUGAAGAUGCCCUUAAAAGACGUGGCUCUAAUUGGGAUGAGGAGCAACUUGCAGAAGCAGAAAGACGAAAGAAAUUACAAAAGGCAUUGGAGGACCUCCGUGGGGAUCAUGCCCAAGCACUUAAACGAUUAAAUGAACUUGAAAGUGGAAAUAAUGACUUACAACAAGAACUGGAUGAUCGUAAGCGAGAAUUGGAUAAAUUGAAUCAAUUCAUUCUUGACAGUGGUGUAUCCUUACAAACACCACGGAAUUCCGCUGCCAACUCCUCACUCCGCUCAACACCAAGAGUAGGCGGUAAAUCAGGUACUGUGCCUGUACCUAACAUGGUUCCACCUCUACCAAUUCCUUUAAAUGCAACCUCUACACACAAAGGAGGAGAGGAUAUGAUUUCACCAAAGUCUAUAUUGGAACCUCAUGAAGAUGCCGAGGCGAGAAUAGAAGAAUUGGAAAGACAGCUUACACGGGCAUUACAUGAAAACCCAACAGCGGCUCAGGUACAAUUACUGGAAGAUGAUCUCCGUGCAUUGCAAGAGGAACUACGGAAUAAAAAGGAAGAACUGGAUAACUUCCGCAAUGCAAAUGUACCUAACUACUACACCUCAACAGCACUUCGUAUGGAUCAGGAGAACUCACCAGAGGCACAAUUGGCUGCAGCUCAACAGCAAAUUGAGGAACCGGAGGCCGCCCUCGGUGAGGCAUUAGAGAAUGCUAAACAACAACAACAACAACUAACAGAUGAAGAUAAAAUAAAGUUUGAUGAACUUCAAGGACAAAUCCAGAAAUUGCAGAAUGAACUGCAACAACAAAUUCGGGAUGCGGAGGCCGCUGCUGAACGCCUGAAUGAGGAAUUACAUGCCCACAAGGAUACACAACAGAAAUUAAAGGAUAAGGAAGAGGAACUAAAGGCUUUAUGGGAUAAACAAAACAACACCGAAGGGGAAACAGAAGCCACACGUGAUGCCUUACGAGAUAGCGCACAGCAAAUAGAAAAUUUACGAGAUCAACUGCGAGCAAAGGAGGAAGAGGCAAAACGAUUGGAGAAACGAUUGGCCGCUGCUCGUCGUUUACAAGAAGAGGAACAGGAACAACAACAAAAAGCCCGUGAGGAUCGGGCAGGGAAACUACACGAUGUAGUGGAGAUACUCACGCGGGAGGCCAAUCGGCAGAAGAAAGAAGCAAGUUCUACCGCCUCGGUUAUUGAAGAAGUACAUAAACUUCUUGGGAAAAGUAUAAUUAGCUAG
Messenger RNA from Trypanosoma theileri, 2562 nucleotides. RefSeq names its product dynein heavy chain, cytosolic. The coding region runs from base 1 to 2562 and encodes 853 amino acids. The transcript has a single exon. NCBI's taxonomy places the organism in Eukaryota, Euglenozoa, Kinetoplastea, Trypanosomatida, Trypanosomatidae. The record is from RefSeq and is a predicted model, not a curated record. Gene Ontology annotation, biological process: mitotic cell cycle; nuclear migration; establishment of spindle localization. Gene Ontology annotation, molecular function: dynein intermediate chain binding; minus-end-directed microtubule motor activity; dynein light intermediate chain binding. Gene Ontology annotation, cellular component: cell cortex; cytoplasmic microtubule; cytoplasmic dynein complex.